Octodon degus (degu) is the source of this 3273-nucleotide messenger RNA. RefSeq names its product MAGE family member E1 (gene Magee1). The record is from RefSeq and is a predicted model, not a curated record. Gene Ontology annotation, cellular component: nucleus. Lineage: Eukaryota; Metazoa; Chordata; Mammalia; Rodentia; Octodontidae. The transcript is spliced from 2 exons. Gene Ontology annotation, biological process: negative regulation of transcription by RNA polymerase II. The coding region runs from base 1 to 2781 and encodes 926 amino acids.
AUGGCAAAUAUAAAGAUACUAGUUGCUUGGAACUUUGUGGCAGCAGCAGCAGCAGCAGCAUUACUGCUGAGGGCAGUUUUGUGCGGAGGCACCUACAUACCUCCUGUCCUCUUUCUACUAGAUCGCGGGCCUAUCGGUUUCUGCUCCCACACGCCGGUCGACAGGACCUUGUCGCUGGUAAGCCAGAAUUCGCGCCGCCUCAGCAGUGCAAAAGCCACUGCGCACAACAGCAGCAGCUGGGGUGAAAUGCAGGCCCCUAACGCCCCCGGUGUCCCUGCUGCUAUGGCAGGCCCAGACGUCCCGGAGGGUCCCAUCGAUCCCCAGAUCCUCCAGGGCCUCUGCGUCCCUGAGGGCCCAGGCACUUCCAUGCCAUCUACCCCUGGUGAGGGUCCAAGCACCGCUGUCCCGCCCGCUGCCACUAAGGGCUCAAGCGCCUCUGGAGCUCCUACAGUCUCUGAGGGGCCAAACAUCGCCCUGUCGAUCGCUGCCUCUGAGCUCCCAAACAGUCCUCUGCCGCCCACUGCCUCUGAAGGCGCCAGCGCCUCGGAGCAUCCCUCUGUCACUGAAGGGCUGAACAUUUCUGAGUUUCCCCUCUCCAAUGAGAGUCCGAGCACCUCCGUGCCACCCACCUCCGGUGAGGGCCAGAGCACUUCUGUGCUGCUCACCGCCUGUGAGGGACUGAGCAUCUCCGUGCCGCCCACUUCCGGCGAGGAACUCAGAACUCUCGUGCCGGCCGCUGUGUCUGAGGGGCAGGGCCUCAACGCUGAAUCCCGCUCCGGGGAGGGUCCCAGCAUCUCUGUGUUGCCCACCGUCUCAAAGGGACAGAGCACCUCUGUGCCACCCACUCCCCGCGAGGGCCCGAGUACCUCAGUGUUACCAACUGCCUCUGAGAGACCCAGCACCUCUGUGCUGCCGCUUUCCAAUGAACGUCAGAGCAUCUUCAUAAGGCCUAUCCCCGGUGAGGGCCCGAGCAGCUCCUUGGCGCUCACAGCCUUUGAGGAACCGGUGGCCUCUCUGCCGCCCCCUUCUGGCAACAGCUCCAGCAUGUCGGUGCUCCAUGCCUCCUGGGACGGCCCAAGCACUUCCAGGAUGCCUAAUGCUGCUGAGAGCCUUGGCAGGUCUGGGAUGCCCACUGCCCCUGGGAACCCUGGUGCAUUGUGGAGCUCCGGUGCAUCCGGGAGCCAGAAUUCUUCCAACUGUUUGUUUGCUUUACCAAACCUUGGUGUUGCCAAGGCCUCUGCGAACUCUGAGGGUCCCAAGGGUGCAGAAGGCCCCAUGGAAUUCCAGGUCCUGAGAGACCAUAAGAACUCUAACUCCAUUACCAUUAUGGGGCUCGGCACUGCCCAGGUCGCACUGACUCUGAAGCCCCAGGACCCUAUGGAGGAGAAUGUAGCUGAACUGUUGCAGUUUCUGCUGGUGAAGGAUCAGAGCAAGUAUCCUAUACGGGAAUCUGAGAUGCAGCUACAUAUUGCUAAAGAAUACAGCCACCAGUUUCCUGAGAUCCUCAGGCGAGCAGCAGCUCAUUUGGAGUGUAUUUUUAGGUUUGAAUUGAAGGAGCUCGACGCUGAGGAGCACACCUAUAUCCUGCUCAACAAACUGGGACCUGUACCCUUUGAAGGGUUGGAAGACAGCCCAAAUGGGCCAAAGAUGGGCCUUCUGAUGAUGAUCCUAGGAGAAAUAUUUCUAAAUGGAAACCAAGCUAAAGAGGCUGAGAUUUGGGAAAUGCUGUGGCGGAUGGGGGUGCAGCGAGAAAGAAGGCUUUCCAUUUUUGGAAACCCAAAAAGACUUUUGUCUGUAGAGUUUGUAUGGCAACGCUACUUGGACUAUAGGCCAAUAACUGACUGUACACCAGUGGAGUAUGAAUUCUUCUGGGGCCCACGAUCCCACCUCGAAACCACCAAGAUGAAAAUUUUGAAGUUCAUGGCUAAGAUCUAUAACAAAGAUCCUAUGGACUGGCCAGAGCAGUACAGUGAGGCUUUGGAAGAAGAUGCUAUCAGAGAUGCUGCUGAUGAUUGGCAGGCUGUCCCUCACUUUAGGAGGCCUUUUUUUGAGGAAAUUCCUGCAGAAUUAUUAUCUCCUGAUUCAGAUGUUUCUGGCUAUCCCUCAAAAUAUCCUCCACAUUCAUGGCCUGAGUCAAGAAUGGAAAGCAAGGCAAGGAAGUUGGUACAAUUAUUUCUGCUUAUGGAUUCAACUAAGCUGCCUAUACCAAAGAAAGGAAUUCUGUACUACAUUGGCCGAGAGUGCAGCAAAGUGUUCCCUGAUCUUCUGAAUCGUGCUGCCCGCACUCUAAACCAAGUGUAUGGGACAGAACUAGUGGUUCUUGAUCCAAGAAAUCACUCUUAUACCUUGUACAACCGAAGGGAAAUGGAAGAUGCAGAGGAGAUUGUAGAUAGUCCAAAUAGACCAGGAAACAACUUUUUGAUGCAGGUUCUAAGCUUCAUCUUUAUAAUGGGCAAUCAUGCUAGGGAGUCUGCAGUUUGGGCCUUUCUGCGGGGCUUAGGGGUUCAAACUGGGAGAAAGCAUGUAAUUACUUGUAGAUAUUUGAGCCAGCGCUACAUAGACAGUUUACGAGUUCCUGACAGUGAUCCAGUGCAGUAUGAGUUUGUAUGGGGGCCUAGAGCCCGCUUGGAAACCUCUAAAAUGAAAGCCUUGCGAUAUGUGGCCAGAAUCCACAGAAAAGAUCCACAAGACUGGCCAGAGCAGUACAGGGAGGCAAUGGAGGAUGAGGCCAAUAGAGUUGAUGAAGAACGCAGGCAAAUCCUCAUUCAGAAUGUCAGAUAAAGGAAUUUUUGGCAAUCAGUGAGGCCUUGUUAGGCUGGGCCCUAGAGCCCUCAGUCUUAAGUAUUGGGAUGGGAGGGUACAUAUUGUGUUUGAUAUUUGUGUUCCAGUUCCACUUAUGUCUUUUCAUGUUUGGUUUUGGUUUGGUAUCAUGAAAAGUUACAAUUGUUUUAUAUAUUGUCUAGUAAGGUAAAUGUAAUUGACUACUUGUCUCUGUUGUAUUUUGGUAUAAAAGUUCCAAUAGUGUUGUAAUAUGCUUUGGUAAUCUUUCCACCUCUUUGCAUUAUCUGGAAAAGAAUAUAUAGCAUAUAGCUAUAGAGAUAUACUUUUCCUUGAAAGCUUGAAAAAAUUCAUCAGUAUAGUGAUCUAGCUUCACAGUUGUUAAACAAACAAGACAACUGAAAAAAACACUCCUGGUUGUGCCUGGCCUCCCUUUCUGUCUGCUAUUGUGUAAAGUAUACCAAUGUUUACCUGUAUUUGCUUUGCUGUAAGAAA